Solanum pennellii is the source of this 789-nucleotide messenger RNA. RefSeq lists its product as uncharacterized. The coding region runs from base 222 to 575 and encodes 117 amino acids. The transcript has a single exon. The record is from RefSeq and is a predicted model, not a curated record. Lineage: Eukaryota; Viridiplantae; Streptophyta; Magnoliopsida; Solanales; Solanaceae.
AGCACGAGGGAACACGCAAUUUUUGAAAAAUGAGACCACAGUUGCUUUAAAAUACAUCAAUUAGAUAAGCCCCUAAAUUAACUACUACUCCUAUAUAACAUAUGCUUUAUUUUCUUCAUCUCUCAAUCUCUUCCUUCAUUUUAAGCAGCCUAUAAUUCAAGAGAUUUGGGUGCUGUUUCCCUUUUUGCCUAACUUAUACACCAAAUAAUUAAAGCUAAGCCAUGUUUAGAGCAAUGAGUACGCGAAGGGACUAUAGAGGAUACGGAGUAUUGAAUAAGGGAGAGGAAGAUGAGGAGGCUUGUGCUCCAAUAUUGGGAAAGCCUAAAUUGAGCAGAAACAGAACAGCUCCUGCUUCUGCUGCUGCUAAAUUCUUUAGCUCUUCAUCGAAGAAGGUCACAUCGGAGGACAAUUUUCGUGCAAGUGCUCAGCUAAAAGAAGCGAGCAAGGUUCACCCGAUAUUUAGUUUAUUUGAAACGAAGAGGAAGAAGAAGGCAACUGCUAGGCCUGAAUUCUCAAGGUACAUUCAGUAUCUUAGAGAGGGAGGUUUUGGUGAUGUAUUGCAGACGACUACUUAAUUAAUUCCUACAAAAUCAACUUGCCUGCAGUUAAUUAGUGUUCUAAAAUAAGUUAAAGUUAAUUUGGAUUUUGUGGUACAGAAGACGAUCAUUGAUUUUUUUAUUUUAUAAAUUGGUUUACUAUAUAUGGUCUUAAUUUGGAGCUGAAGAGCAUGAUAUUCAAUUGUGUAAAUAUACGUCAUAAUGCAAACUUGUUUUAGAUUAAGAAUGUCAA